Molecule: messenger RNA, 774 nt
Organism: Lactuca sativa (garden lettuce)
Lineage: Eukaryota; Viridiplantae; Streptophyta; Magnoliopsida; Asterales; Asteraceae
Product: protein BASIC PENTACYSTEINE7
Biological process (GO): response to ethylene
Cellular component (GO): nucleus
Molecular function (GO): sequence-specific DNA binding; DNA-binding transcription factor activity
Source: RefSeq, a predicted model, not a curated record
UUCUUCCCUGUAAGGCGUAAGUUCUUCCUCGUCGUUACUCCUCUGCCUACCAUCUCUUCCGCAUUACUUGCUACAGUAUAAGUAUUUUGAGGAGCUGUAAUGUCUGAAACCAAUGAUGAUGGACCUUCUUUUUCACAAUUUCCCUGCUUUUCAAGCUCAAAUCACUCUCAAGUAACUUACACUGAAGCUGUCCCCAUCCGUUGUGUUGCUCCCAUAAGUGUUACUGAACCACACACCAACAAGAAAAACAAACUUUCUCCCAAGAACAAGACCAAGUCUUGUUCAAUUUCUAAAAAGUCCAAGAAAAAAACCAUUCUAAAACCAAAUGUGGAGAGAAAGAAUCUGGAUGCUAGUUUUGAUGAUUCCAAAAUUGACUUUUCAAAGGUACCUCCUCCUAUAUGUUCUUGCACAGGUGUUCCUAGACAAUGCCACAAAUGUGGGGUUAACGGGUGGCAAUCUUCUUGUUGUAACUCUAAGAUAUCGGUUUUCCCCCUUCCAAUGAGUCCAUGGAGGCCAGGGGCACGUGUGGGUGGAAGAAAAAUGAGCCAUGGUGCAUAUCGGAAGCUACUUUGUAAGCUUGCAAGUGAAGGUCAAGAUCUUUCUCAUCCAGUUGACUUGAAACCACAUUGGGCCAAACAUGGCACUAACAACUUUGUUACAAUCAAGUAAUAUUAUAUAAUGUCUAUGUAACUUAGUCUAGAAUGAAUCUUAGAUGUUGGGAAAAUCUAGUUGUGAAUAAAAGUACUAAUAAUAAUAUCAAAUAUGCUUCAGACU